CAGUCCCAGUGCGCAGGCGCAACCCGGGUGACGAAGAUGGUGCUCAUCAAGGAAUACCGUGUAGUGUUGCCAGUCUCUGUGGAAGAGUAUCAAGUAGGGCAGCUGUUCUCUGUGGCUGAGGCCAGCAAGAAUGAGACAGGAGGUGGAGAAGGCAUCGAGGUGCUGAAGAAUGAACCGUAUGAGAAGGAUGGGGAGAAGGGACAAUACACACAUAAAAUAUACCAUCUAAAGAGUAAAGUCCCAGGUUAUGUGAAGAUGAUUGCACCAGAGGGAGCGUUAGUUUUUCACGAAAAGGCUUGGAACGCCUACCCGUACUGUCGCACAAUUGUGACGAACGAGUACAUGAAGGACGACUUUAUGAUAAAGAUCGAGACGUGGCACAAACCUGACAUGGGAACAAUAGAAAAUGUCCAUGACCUGGACGAGCAGACAUGGAGGACCGUGGAGGUGUCUCCCAUAGAUAUUGCAAACAAAGAAGAAGUAGCCCAUGGGGACUAUAAGCCAGAAGAAGAUCCUACUCUUUUCCACUCCGCCAAGACAGACAGAGGACCUCUCGGCCCUGAAUGGAAGAAUGAGCUGAAGACAGAUUGUCCAUACAUGUGUGCGUACAAACUGGUCACGGUCAAGUUCAGAUGGUGGGGUCUGCAGACCAAAGUGGAAAACUUCAUCCACAGGCAAGAAAAGCGUAUUUUCACCAACUUCCACCGCCAGCUGUUCUGCUGGAUUGACAGAUGGGUGGGUUUGACCAUGGAGGACAUCAGGCGGAUGGAAGAAGAGACCCAAAAAGAGCUUGAGGAGAUGCGUCAGAAGGGAGAUGUGCGAGGCACCUCUGCAACAGACGAGUAGAGGCCCGUCGCUGUAGGUCAAACACUAGAGGCAGGCUGACUGCGUAAUACAGGUCCGAUUCGAGGCACCAGUGCUGCUCAUGAGCAAUGAGGCAAAUCAACCAAACCCUGUCAUGAUGAUGUCAUCAGAGACACGUCCACCACGAUGAAGAAGUGGCCCUGACGUCGCCUCUUCUUUUCCUGUCUCACAUGAUUCAUUGGGGGGUUUGAGAAGAUUGGUUAACAGUACUGUACAGAUUCUACCCCAAUCACAAGCCUCCUGUUCACAACAGAAAACAUGGUUUUGCAUACAUAUAAAAAGAAAAAAAAACUCUUUGCACAGAACGUAAAUUGCCUGAUAUGUAAUUGUUAGUUGAUUAUUACAAUGGGCUUUGUUUUUAUUCAGGUGUGUAAACCGUGACUCAGAAAGUCAAGCCUUUUAAAUAAAUUAGAAUGUUGUUUUUAGGUAUACAGGUUCCCACAAAAAUUGGUAUAAGAUGACUUUAGCAGGUAUUGGACCAUUUAUCUCCUCACCUUCCCUUGUAUUAUACCUGUCUGUCUCUACUUUUAAUCCUUGUCUCUCCCCUCAAUAUUGUCUAUAUUCUUGUCCAGGUAAAAUUAUGUUUAGAUCUCCUCCCCUCCUUGUCUCACUGUCCCCUCUGUCUGGCAGUUGGUUGGGAAUACUGAUGUUUUUUCUUUAUUUUUAUAGUUUUUAAUUUGAAGGCGUUUAUGGUUCAAAGCAAAUUUUAAUGCUCAUGCAUGAUGGAUAAUUCUCUGCUAUUGUUUUCCCCGCACAUGCACACAUUUCAACAUGCACACCAGCCCUCCUCCUGCUCCUCCAUCACAAGUGCAUGUGGACAACAGCAACUCCUCGCUAAACUGUCAUUGCAUGUGUACUGUCGCUGCAAUGCAGCUGCGCUCAAGUGGAUUGUUUGUUUUGAUUAGAGAGAGAGAGUCUGUACAAUACACCCGUGUGUUAGUGUGUGCAUCUGUGUGCUUGUUUGUGUUAUCAACUGCCUUCGCUCUUAAAGGACUGUCACUCUUGAGAUGGAUAAUGUUCAGCUUAAUAUCAAGGCUUCUGCGUGGUGUCGGCACACGGCUGUCCUCUCACUCCAGCACCAGCUUGUUGAACUCUCCUCCAUGCAGCUGUCGCUGCAUGUCCUUUCUCCUCGGCUAGGACUUUAUCUGGACGGCCCCCACAAGCCUCCACAUUUCAUUUUUUUUCUUUUUUUUUUAACUGAAACAAAUGGGAGUUUGUGCGUCACAUCGUGCAUGAAUCAAGGGAGUUAAAAAAAUUAAAAUUAAAAAGAAGAAAGAACUUUCUCAGACUGCCGUUUUCGCUCUCACCUGACAGCAAAUAGGUCCAGGCAGAUGUUGUUUAAGUUGCAGUUGUGGAUUGACGAGCAUUCUGCGUGUAUAGUUUUUAUUUUCACAAUUUUUAAAAGAGUUUCAUCUACCUUUACUCCAAGAAAGUAUGAGGUCAGUUUUGACUUUUCUUGACUGUUUCUAGUUAAGGAGAAAAUCCCUUUUGUUAAAAAAAAAAAAGAGAGAAUUUGACCCUUACAGUUUAGAUCGAUGUCGGGUGAUGUAGUACAAGCCUUGAUCUGAAAACAGGUGGCAUCAUUAUCCUGCUCUCUUUCCUGCAUCACUAUGUUUUUUUAGUUUUUUUUAGGCUGCAUUGACUCGAGUCGUUUAUCACAGCGAGAGCUCACUUCAGUCGUCUUUAUUUUGAGCAUAAUGCAGAUCCUGUUUGGGCUCUAGGUAAAAUAUUUGUGAUGUUUUAUAUGAUCAUGAUGUAGCUUAGUGCAGAUAUACAGCUGUGAUCGAGACUUUGUAUCGAUCAGGUAUGAGUGUCUCUUAGGUUUUGUCGUAACCUAUCUGUGCGUGGUGUAUGUUGGACGGGUAAAAAGAGAGUUAUAAGUGUACUUUAUAAUAGGCCCAUUAUAGAAAUGGACAAACUGUACAUACAAACACAGACUUGAAUGGAAUAUUCACAGCUACUCAGCGGUGUCAGGUGUAUCAUUCAAUACUGCUAACUUAAAGUAAGUUAUAAUGUUGUCAGAGCAGGUAAUGUCAGCUCUGUGGACAGUGUGCUGUGUGUGUAAAGUGGAGCAAACUGUCCACGUGUUGUUGCUCGCACCAUGGUUCACCCAUACCUCAUCCAUGCUUGUGAAUGUACAGCUAGGAGACAGAUGUGUCAAAAUAUGCAGGAUGUUUCUGAACUGCAGGAACACUGACAUGUUUCACACCUGUACAAGCAUGACAUGGAGCCAUUAUAUCAUCAAUACACGAGGAGAGAUUCACUAAAAAACAACUACAGAUUUGGAUCUGCAUGCUCAAUACUGUUUUCUUUCUUUUUUUUAUUCUUUGUUUUCCUUUCUUUUGUCUUGUCGUGUUUGAUCAAGACAUCAGUGCUUUUGAGAAGCUCUUGAACUGCAUCAGACAAGAAGGGAAAUCCUUUCAAAGGGCGGCUUCUCCUCCGAAUCAAACUAGAUUCAGCUGGACCUCAGAUUACGGAUGGGGAGUGAAAAGCCUGACUGAGUUUGAUGAUGACGGGAGUCGCCCUGUAGGGUAGAAUAGGCUGCGUGAUGUACAGUUUUGUAGCAUUACCAGUUAUGCCAGCCAGGGUAUGACUGUGAGGGGAGGGAUAGAAGCAUAGGGAACAGAUGGAGUCCAAAAAACUGUUUUCUCUAUUGUAAUCAUAAAUAAGCACUUGCAAAAUCUACUGUUUUUUUCUGUUUUCUUUUUUUUGAAAGACAAAGAUUCACAAUGUACUCAAUUUUCUCUUUUCUGAUAAGGCAACAUUCAGGGGAAUUAGUAGUGAAUGUAAUACAAUUGGUUACUUUUUGUUUCUUUUUUUACAGCUUUCAGGCUGUCAGAAGGUCUAGACAAUGGAACAUAACAGAAUAUCUAAUAAAUUUGAACAAAUAAGAGAA
Cottoperca gobio is the source of this 3760-nucleotide messenger RNA. RefSeq names its product phosphatidylinositol transfer protein, beta (gene pitpnb). The record is from RefSeq and is a predicted model, not a curated record. Gene Ontology annotation, biological process: phospholipid transport. Lineage: Eukaryota; Metazoa; Chordata; Actinopteri; Perciformes; Bovichtidae. Gene Ontology annotation, cellular component: cytoplasm. Gene Ontology annotation, molecular function: phosphatidylcholine binding; phosphatidylinositol binding; phosphatidylcholine intramembrane carrier activity. The transcript is spliced from 12 exons. Bases 37 to 846 code for a protein of 269 amino acids.